This is a messenger RNA of Trichoderma asperellum CBS 433.97, 1749 nucleotides long. RefSeq lists its product as uncharacterized. The record is from RefSeq and is a predicted model, not a curated record. NCBI's taxonomy places the organism in Eukaryota, Fungi, Ascomycota, Sordariomycetes, Hypocreales, Hypocreaceae.
AUGACAUUCAAGACCCGCUCGCUGUCUGACAGCACCGGCACGCCGGCGAAGCUCUCGCCAAGCCCACAUGUCGCUGAUGCGUCAAGGAGGACCUCCAAGGACGACAGCAGCCUCGAUCGACUGCAGCCACCCGUCACGCCGCGACGCCUGUCGAUACAGAUGCCGGCUCGGCAGGUCUCGCCUCCUCCCGGCACUCCAUCCGGCGCCUACAUACGGCCAGCCCCGUCAUCGCCCAAGAUGGACCACUCGCACACCUACGCCUCUCCCACUAGCCUCCUACCCCGCCGCUCCCGCGGCCUCGACUUCUCGCGUGCCGCGACCAGCCUCCACCACUCGAUCCUGGCUGAGCAGCCUUCUCCAGACUCGUCACCUGUCAUAGGGGAGCGGGGUAUGAACAUUCCAGCACGAAGGGGUCCCUAUGGAGGGGCAGAGCAGACAUCAACGUCUCUGUGGUCUAUGAUGGGCGACCAGGAGCGACACAACAUCAGCACUUCACUUGGAAGUAACCAUCUUGUCCCAUCAGACUCAUCCAGCUCCUCUUCAGAAGACGAAGAUAUGGAUGAAGAAAUGGAUGAACCCUACGUCACUACGCCUCAAGUAUCCAAGAUGGGCAUGCCUAUAGGACAGGGCUCUGGCAUCGGUGCUUUUGGUUCACCAUCCAUGGGCAGCCUAGCGAGCUUCCAGCACCGACAGCGACAUCGCAAGCACCCAAAAAAGAAGCCACACGGCCCUCUCGGCCUAGGAUUUAACCUUGCUUCGGCUGUUCUCUCAAAGUCACCACCUAAUAACUCAGCUGCAGCUCGAGCUAGGAGAGAAAGUAUCAGCUGGCAAGCAAAUCAACUCCACAUCUCGUCGAGAGACAUCGAUGAAGGUGGGCCUGCAGAAGGCAGCAGUAGUGAUCAGAAGAGUGUGAUACGGCGGGUUGUUACACGGCGGGGGAAUCUUUUGCCCAAAGCAAAAGCAUUUGCACGCAUCAGGGCCGCUCUAGCAGAAGAGGGCUCACCAGCUGAGUCGGAAUUCAUGCGAGAAGCUGAAAUCGUCAAACAAGUCCGUGAAAGCGAUGUUGAUUUCGAGCCUCGCCACCAACCUGCAGGUGCUGAUCACAGCGCCAUGACAACAACUCAAUCAUCACCCAAUCUCACCGGCAAUCAAGAAGCGCUGGAAGAUAUUAUAGCAGAUGACCCAAUGGGCGAUUUGAGCGCAGGCCUGGGAAGCAGCUUCAAGCAGCAGGCUAUGAAAAACUCAAAAGGCAAGCAAUUUUGGGAUACAUUUUCCGAAUCGAGCGGAGCAAGAACGCCGCCUCCUGGGUCAACUUUCUUGCCUCGCGGCUCCUCGUCAGGGAUGAGUGAAGACAAUAAUAUGGACUCGCCUUCCCUAAACUCUGGUGGCUUCCACAAUGGCCAAUUGCCAAGUGCUGCGGAGAUUACAAGGCGAAUCAACAAUAAACGUCGUCGAGACGAUGACUUUGAUCCAACUAGCUUCAAGCGUCGCGCCGUCAGCCCCAGCAUAAGUGCACACAACUCACCUAUAGUACAAAGCCCCAUGCAACGCGAUGUAAUGCCCUGGGGCUCACGACCCGGUAGCACCGGCGGCGACAGAGGUAGCAGCGGGCAGAGUGAAUCAGGAAGCAUGGGCGGAACACCCGCGAAUCCUCCUGUAGGCUCAACAGGCCAGGUAAGGAAGGGAAGGGUCGGCCUUCAGGGAAUGACGGAUACGAAUGAUGGUAUUAUGCGAAUGAGCAUUGAGUGA